ACCCACAGAAAGCCUGCGCUGCUUUCGCAGGGGACAUGGCACGCGAGGCUGCUCAGUGCACGGUCAGAAACGCGGUCGCCGCGCAGGUGGACGGGCAAGUGUGGUCCUGGCGAUCCGGAGCGUCAGUGAUCGACGUGCUGCUGCCUCGCCGCCGGCCCUUCUUUUUACAGGAAAUUGUGUUCAGGAAUUAUUACACAGCUUUCUUGACUGUGCGGAUGCAGCAACAAAACUUCACAAACAAGGGAAGCAAAAGCCGUUCCAGCUGGGUCACCUGCUUACGUAAUUAUUGCCUGAUGCCCAACCCACACACAGAGGAAGGCUCCCAGGAUUACUUCUGUUUCUCCAGGAAUCAGAUGCUUUGCAAUGUGGAUCGGGCGAUUGCCAUGCGGCUGAUUCUGCGCCAGCCUUCUCCAACAUGGCUGCGUUUCAGUAUUGAAGAGCUACAGCUCUGCCCUGGAGACCAAGAGAUCUCUAGCUGUGAUCCAUGGUUGCCAGGCCAACUCUCUCUCUUACCCACACUGGAUGGUAUCAGCAAAGAUUUGCAGUGGCAUCAGGAACAUCAAGCAGCUACAUCAGAGCACCCAGCAAUACCACUUCUAUGUAUUUCUGAUACUAGGAAAGACAAGAAAGGAGUUUGGAGAACUUGCAGAAAGGUUUCUCUGUCUGACUCCCACAUCCAUCACCCAAAGUCUGGCCAGGAAACCUUUGUUUGGUGGAUGGCUGUUAUUAUAGUAGCCUCUUCUACACCCAAGGAGAUGUGCGAGAACCUGGCACAUUUCUUAGGAAUAGCACUGUUUUAUGCAGAUUGGUGCAAAGAUGCUACUAGAAAAAGAUGA
This is a messenger RNA of Lacerta agilis (Sand lizard), 836 nucleotides long. RefSeq names its product nicolin-1-like. The transcript is spliced from 6 exons. The coding region runs from base 36 to 836 and encodes 266 amino acids. The record is from RefSeq and is a predicted model, not a curated record. Lineage: Eukaryota; Metazoa; Chordata; Lepidosauria; Squamata; Lacertidae. Gene Ontology annotation, cellular component: nucleoplasm.